This is a messenger RNA of Alosa alosa (allis shad), 7664 nucleotides long. RefSeq names its product amyloid beta (A4) precursor protein-binding, family A, member 1a (gene apba1a). Bases 609 to 3779 code for a protein of 1056 amino acids. The record is from RefSeq and is a predicted model, not a curated record. The transcript has 14 exons. NCBI's taxonomy places the organism in Eukaryota, Metazoa, Chordata, Actinopteri, Clupeiformes, Clupeidae. Gene Ontology annotation, biological process: chemical synaptic transmission. Gene Ontology annotation, cellular component: plasma membrane; cytoplasm; dendritic spine. Gene Ontology annotation, molecular function: protein binding; amyloid-beta binding.
AUGCUUGAGUUGUUAAUGACUGGUAGGGAAAUUGCGUAUUCUCUUAAUGAAGAUGGGAACAUCGUCUGUCUUCAUUGCCCAACUCUGCAGUCCCAAUGACUUGAGAUUUCACAUCCUUCCGCAGCGUUGCACCUUUGCCUCACCGUUUGAUGAUGCUGGCCAUGCAGGUAGACAGCACGACAUCAGUCAGUGGUUAUUGGUCACGGUUGAGGAGAUGGGAGGAGUGCGGAUCUUUGCGGCUGUGAGUGGUGUGCUCUGAAGACCACCAAUGCCAUUCCUUGCCUAACAACUCAGUGCCAAACCCCCACCUGCCCCUCUACACCUCCAGAGCCAAACCAAGACUUCCCUGAGACACAGACUCACCAAGACCACACCCACGUCACCUGCACCACCGCCAUCUUCAUCUCGUCCUGGACCCAGGCCUCGACAACCAGCCUCGACAACCAGCCUCCCCUCCUCCUGCUCCGGCCUCUGACACUCUCACCCUGCUGGGGAUACGGAGAUAAAUGAGCCUGGCAGCAGUCGCUUUGAGCCGUGUGGAAGCUAAGCCCCGUGAGGUGUGAUGCGCGCAGCGUAGAGCGUCCGACCCUCUCCGAGGCAGCGCAGCCAUGAGCCAGCAGGAGGCGCCGCUGGGCGUGGAGCCGUGCGAUGCGGUCGAGGCCGACCUACCCCCGCAGACGCAACACGCGGCCCCGCAGACGCACGGCCACCGCCGCAGGCAGGACAACGGCGGAUCGAGCGAGGGAGGCUCCAGACCCACCCGAACUCGCCACCACCACCACCACAGCAGCAGCAGCAGCAGCAGCAGCAGCAGUAACAACAACAACGGGCACGGGGGAGACAACGGCCAGCAGCAGCAGCAGCAGCAUCCCCCCGCCAGGUACCGCAGGUAUGACCCCUCGGAGGCCAGCAGACCCAGGGGCCAGCGGAGAGCGACGGAGGGGGACGCGGAGGCGGCCGAGCAGCACGCGCAGCAGACAGUGCAGGCCACGCAGGGCCAGCAGGCCCAGCCCCAGCAGCCCAUCCCGAGGCCGGCGGUCAGCCGCUACCGGAGGCAAGGGGACAACGAGGCCAGGCUGCGAGCGCAGCAGCAGAGACAGAGGCAGCGACAGCAGAGAGAGGCAGAGAGGGCGGAGAGGGAGGAGGUUCAGCAGCAGCGUCAUGCCCCUCCUGUCCAGCCACAGCCUCAGGCUCCGCCACCGGCAGCCCCACCGGCCGAACGGGAAGAGGCGGAGGAGGACGACGGCGCGCUUAACCGCUCGGCCAGCACGGAGAGCGCCUUCCACAACCACACGGACCGCGCCGAGGGCGAUGCCGACAUGGCCCUGGAGCCGCCGGAGCCCGAGGACGAGAGCGGCUACGGCCUGACGCUGCGGCCCGAGGCCGACGAGUACGCCGAGAGCGCCGAGUCCGAGCAGCUGCCCCACCCACACCCAGCGCAGCAGCCGCAGCCACAGCAUCCGCCGCAGGCCCCGCCGCUGCCGCGAGACCCCCUGCCCAACACCGAGCGGCCCCGCACCCUCCACCCGGAGGCCCCCAACCCCGGCAGCGGCUACUCCAACUACGUCUACACCCAGCCGGCGUACCGCGUCUCCUCUGCCCGCGAGGGGGCAGGUCCCACCGGAGGCGGCGGCGGCGGUGGAGAGGUGCACGAAGCGACGAAGGACGAGCCCUACGCCGACUACAGCCCGCAGGAGCACGUGUACGAGGAGAUCGCCGAGGCGGCGGCGCACGCCGGCGGAGGCCCCGAGUGCCAGAUGCAGCAGCAGCAGCAGCGUUGCCGUCAGCGACAGCAGUUGAGCUUCCGGCAGUUUGAGCGCGAGGACAGCGGCGGGAGCACCGGCAGCACCUACCGGCAGCAGGAGGCGGUGGGCUCGCGCCUGCACCACUACGACGAGCGCUCGGACGGCGAGUCGGACAGCCCCGAGAAGGAGGCCGAGUUCGCGCCGUACCCGCGCUCCGACAGCUGCGAGCGGGAGCACGAGGACGAGGACAUCGACCAGAUCGUGGCCGAGGUCAAGGAGAGCCUGAGCUCGCAGAGCCUGCAGCGCGCGGCCAUGGGCCUCGAGGGAGAGGAAGAGGGGGAGGAAGAGGAAGGCGAAUGGCCCGAAUCGGAGCACAGCGUCCAGACCGCUCAGGAGGACCAAGACCAGCCCAUGGAGCCGGCCGACGAGGAGGGCGAGGAGAUGAUGGAAGAGGAGGAGGACGUGGAGGUGCCGCUGCCCAACGUCAGCCCCGGCGAGAGGCCCGCCCAGCAGCGCAUCAGCCGGGAGAAGAGGGACGCCAUCUCGCUGGCCAUCAAGGACAUCAAGGAGGCCAUCGAGGAAGUGAAGACGCGCACAGUGCGCUCGCCCUACACGCCUGAUGAGCCCAAAGAGCCCAUUUGGGUGAUGAGGCAGGACCUGAGCCCCACUGCUGAGAAUGACCUACAGCCGUCACUAGGGGGUGAAUCUCCAGGCUCUGGGUCCAACUCACCCCAAGGGGCGGAGUCCUCCAGCCACCACAUGCCUAUGCUCGAGGGGAGUGACAGCUUCGAGACGCCAUCGCCCGCCGGGAAAGAGUCCCGGAGAAGUCUGGCUUCUUUCCCCACGUACGUGGAAGUGCCAGGCCCCUGUGACCCGGAGGACCUCAUCGAUGGCAUCAUCUUCGCUGCUAACUACCUGGGCUCCACGCAGCUCCUCUCCGACAAGACCCCGUCGAAGAACGUGCGCAUGAUGCAGGCCCAAGAGGCUGUGAGCCGCAUCAAGACGGCCCAGAAAUUAGCCAAAAGCAGGAAGAAGGCCCCAGAGGGAGAGGCUCAGCCCAUGACUGAAGUGGACCUCUUCAUCUCCACCCAGAGGAUCAAAGUGCUCAACGCCGACUCACAGGAGACCAUGAUGGACCACCCUCUGCGGACCAUCUCGUACAUAGCGGACAUCGGGAACAUCGUGGUGCUGAUGGCCCGGCGCAGGAUGCCUCGGCCCGACUCACAAGAGAACCUGGAGGCUUCCGACCCGGCCCAGGACGAGAAGCGCCAGUACAAAAUGAUCUGCCACGUGUUUGAGUCUGAAGAUGCCCAGCUCAUAGCGCAGUCCAUUGGCCAGGCAUUCAGCGUGGCAUACCAGGAAUUCCUGCGUGCCAACGGCAUCAACCCGGAGGACCUGAGCCAGAAGGAGUACAGCGACCUCCUCAACACCCAGGACAUGUACAACGACGACCUCAUUCACUUCUCCAAGUCUGAGAACUGCAAAGAUGUUUACAUAGAGAAGCAGAAAGGUGAGAUCCUUGGGCUGGUCAUCGUCGAGUCCGGCUGGGGCUCCAUCCUCCCCACUGUCAUCAUCGCCAACAUGAUGCACGCCGGCCCGGCGGAAAAGUCCGGAAGGCUAAACAUCGGCGACCAGAUCAUGUCCAUCAAUGGCACGAGUCUGGUGGGCCUCCCGCUGUCUACCUGCCAGACCAUCAUCAAGGGGCUGAAGAACCAGUCACGGAUAAAGCUGAACAUCGUCCGAUGCCCCCCAGUCACCACUGUCCUAAUCAGAAGACCAGACCUAAGAUACCAGCUGGGCUUCAGUGUCCAGAAUGGCAUUAUAUGUAGCCUUAUGAGAGGGGGGAUAGCUGAGAGGGGUGGGGUGCGCGUGGGCCAUCGCAUUAUCGAGAUCAACGGCCAGAGCGUGGUGGCCACCCCUCACGAGAAGAUUGUACACAUUCUGUCCAAUGCAGUGGGAGAGAUCCACAUGAAGACCAUGCCUGCUGCCAUGUACCGCCUGCUGACUGCCCAGGAGCAACCCGUUUACAUCUAACGAUUCAAACGCUUCCCCCUCCCUUCUUCCCUCCCACUCUCCCCAUCCCUCCAUUGUCUAUCAUAACCUUUGACCUCUGACACAUGAUGUAACCUUAGUCAGCAUCUUUGACUCUUGACCCCACUCCCCACGUGCAUAUGGCAUGGUGUGGUGACUGACCGAUGCGUCUCCGGCUUCCCGCUGGCCACGGCUGGGGUGGUCUUACUCUUCUCCACACACACCACACUACACUGCAACCCCAAACUUCCCCCCCCACCUCCACCCAUCUCUGCCUCCUACCUCUGUAGCCCCCUCUCCCUUCCCUCUGAGGCUUCUGUGUCUGCUGUGAAGUGCAAUAUCCUGUUUGUGUGCGCACACUUCUGACUGAUAACCAGGCAUGGGAGGUGGGCUGGGGUGGAAUGGAGUGGAGUGGAGUCGGAUUGAUGUGAUGAGGGUAGAUGAUAGAUAGGUGGAUGGAAGAAUCAAAGUGGGAGAGGAAUCUGGGGCAUUUUAACGGCAUAUGGUCUGCAAGUUAAGGGGGCAGGGGAGGGUGUCCAUUUGAAAAGCUGUUUCUUUUGAAAGAAUAGUCUGCAAACACCCACUUUGUUUGCUUGGUUUGACAGAUUUCCUCUCACCAUGUUAAUGUGAAUAUAGAGCGUGAUUAUGAAGCCUUCCCUUUAACAGGCUGCCUGUAACAAACGAGUACGAAGGUUAUGUGAUUUUUUUUUUAUUUAUGUUUUGGUUUGUACAUAGUUUUGUUUUCUGACCUUCAUCAAACAUUCCAGAUUUAUUUUCUUUCCAUUCCCAUUGUAAAGGGCAGCUUUGAUCCUGACCGUACUGCUUACAGAAUCUGGACCAAACUUUGGAAGCGUUCCAUGGAAUUCCAGUAAAAAAAGCGUGCUUUCAGAAACAAAAAGGUAUCUGUAAAAGGAAAAGCUGGUUUUUUGAUUCACAGACAGUGAAUCUGUGAGGGAUUUCAUGCCUUAACACAACCCAACUGUAUAUUAACAUGAGUGUCAUUAGCAGGCUAAACCCUGUUCACCCUGGUCAAGAGAAGGAUUGGAAUGGUAGUACAAAGAAUGCAUCUAACUGUAGAAAGAUCACAUCUGACUCCAAUAGGUGAAGGGAAUGAACAAAAGGGUUUGGUGAUUCUGGAAAUAAUUACAGAGCUCUUGCACAGGGUGAUUACAAACCUACUCAUUUAGAAUGGGAAUAACACAAUUUAGACAGACGAUUAUUUUCUAACAUACUAAGGUGAAGAAGACAUAUAAAAUCAACUCUGUUCUGGAGAAAAACAGUUUUAUGUAUUAGUGGGGGUUUUGUGUGCAAUAUAUAAUGAUCUCCAGAGGCAGUGUUAUUUUUUUUUUAAAACUAGAUUAUAUAAUUUCCUUGUUCAGCACUUCACUUUAAUUCCUUUAUGGUUAACCUUUAUUAUUAUUGUUAAUUCUUAUGGGACUUUGUUUAAUCUAUAAUUUAUAUGCCGUUUGUACUGCAGUUUUAAUUGGGUUGUGGAGAAAUGUGAUGUUGCAGACUUUAUACUUGAACAUGACUUGGUGGUAGAAGACAUUGUGAAAAUGCGGGAUGCUUUUUUUUUUCAUCUAUUGUUUUAUUAGAUUUCUGUUAUAUUUUGGUGUAUUUUGACCUUGAUAACAUUUACAUCUUAUGUCUUAAAAAGUGAUGCUUUGAGGAAAGGAAAAAGGAAAGUAGACAUUUUUGUUUUGAGAGUGGGGUCCUCUGGAGUUAAAUGAUCUACCAGAGAUGGGUAUUCUCUCAAGCGGUAGGAUAUGUGCUUUGUGGUUUGGCUGCAGUUUUGAACUAUCUUAUAUCCAAUCAUGGUCAACAUUAAAAGGACCAAAACCUUUAUCAAAAAAGACAUCCUUGAAAAUGUGAAAUUUAGUUAUUGAAAAUGGAUAUUGAUGUUUUAGUGCAUUAGGAUAAACAAAACAAGAGUGUUUUGCUUAUAUUAGUGGGAAAAGGUACAUGAAUGCAGUGGUGUCCCACUGUAAUUUGUAAGUGUGACUACAUUUCUUUUUGACGAAAGGCAGACAGGGUCUGGCAAUGUCCUCGCCCCGCGAUAAGAGCCUGGGUGAGAGAGAAGCCCAAGGCCAGCCUCAGGUAGCACUGCUCUGGAUAUCUGAUUGUCUUUCCAACCUCUCUUUGAAACAGAAGGAUUAGCUUGAGGGACUGGGGAAGUGCCAGACAGACCCCCGACCCCCCAGGGGUUUGGACUGAGCCAUUCUGACACCCUUAAAACUCAAGCUCCUGCAUUCUCUUUCAUACGACACUCUUCUGACACUGAUGCUCUGCACCCUCCCCCUCCUCUCUCUCUCUCUGUCUUUCCCUUGCUGGAGUCGGUGAAGGUGAGCCGGUGAGAUGUGGAGACAGCAUGAUUGAUUGUGCUCUUUGCGCCCCUUGGGUCGGACAGGGGGUUGUACCAAAAUGUUAUUGCUUCCCUUUGCACUUGGACUCCUCCCAGGAUGCAGCCCCCCCCCCAUAAGUCCUCCCUUCCUGCCUCUCCUCUCCUGCACUCUUUCUCUCUGUUCAGAACUCUACGACCCCCACGGACACGCACCUCAUGUUUACACAAGUGCCCAAUUGGCUUGGCAUCCUUCAUUCAGGCCUACCUGGUACUGCUCGUUCUGCUGCUGGUUCUGGUCUGGUUGCGCCUGCACUGGGUCUGUGGGUGGGCCAGGCAAGCAUCCAGCUGCCAUGCAUCUAAAGCCCCUAUAACCCCCGUUCUAACCUCCCUGCCCUGCUGAAGCACAGGCUUGCAAAUAAACAUAAACAAAAAACUUACUCCCGAUACGGUGAUUGUUCCAAGUGUAUGUCUCAUCCCUGAAGAUCAUUUUGGCCUUACAAUUGCUGUUUUUUUUUUUUUUUUUACUUUAUUGAUCAAAGCGCAGUGUGAGUGUGACCACGUUUUUAUUUUUGGUAUUUUAUUCUCUGUUAAGCAUGGUCUGUAGUCGUUUGUAUGCUUUAUCACAUGCUAAAAUGGUAAGAGUGAUGUGUGAAGAUCGUUUACUCCAUCAUAAACCAAAACCAGCGUGGAAAUCUAAAUAAAUACAACUAUAUAUUUAUAUGAUAUAUCUAUAUGUAUACCAUAAAGACAUCUAAUGAUAAAUGAGUCAUAUUAGAUAUAUAUAUAUAUAUACAUAUGUAUACACUGCUGUGCAAAGGUUAUUGAUGGCAGAAGUAUCGUCCCUCCACUCUAAACAUCCAAGAUGAUAUUAAUGGACACCCCUUUCAGAGUUGUUAUUUAUGCUCUAAAGUUGUUUUUCUCUUUGUUUCACAAACUGAAAGAUAAGAUAUUGAUAAAAUACUUCAACUUUGUCUCUACAAAAAGGAAUUCUCAAUUUUCCCCCCCACUAGCAAAGAUUUCAACUUCUUGCACAGUGGUGUUUCAGUAGGAAUUAUAUAUUCAUGGUUAUUUUGUGUGUUGCUAUUAGGACUUGACAAUAAGACGCUUUAGAGAAUAAUAAUGUGGGAGCACGCAGAUGGACACAUUGAUGGGAACAGGACCUGUAGAAGUGGUAGAUGUGUACAUAUAGAACUUGAGACAUAAUGGACACAGGGGUACACAUGUUUGGGGAUACUACUGUAGAGUGGUGAUUUUAGAAAGGUCUGUCUUACGAAAUGACAAACAUGUGACAGACAUGAGUAGAGGGUUGCUGUGGAGAUGGUUAUUAUGUUUAUGAUGCACUUGUUCUGAAUGUACUUACUCUUACAUAUGUUUGUCAAAAUGUCGACAGAGAAAAAAAACGAGGAAAAAAAACACUUUCUGUAAAGCAACAGCAAUGUCUAUUUAUUUGCUAGCUUUUCCGUGAUGUUACAAUUAUUGAGCUACAUUCCUAUACCAUAGCUGGAAUGUUUGUAACAGUAUUUACAACAGUAAAUGACUUACAGAGA